Homarus americanus (American lobster) is the source of this 2071-nucleotide messenger RNA. RefSeq lists its product as uncharacterized. The transcript is spliced from 2 exons. Lineage: Eukaryota; Metazoa; Arthropoda; Malacostraca; Decapoda; Nephropidae. The record is from RefSeq and is a predicted model, not a curated record. The coding region runs from base 203 to 829 and encodes 208 amino acids.
GCUGCAGCUGCUGCCGGGAGGAUGUCAAGCUCUCGGUACCUCACGAGACCUACUCGGCUACUCCGUCAGGAUGUUCCACCGUCCUGCACGUUAAUCCGACCGUGGCGACCUGCAGGCCUAUUCCACAGCUCUGGAGUACGAGUACAGCGGGGUGGCCACCGACGCUUACGAGACCGUCACGCCUUUCGACGAAGCUGCCGCCAUGAACGACCACGUCCGCAACAAAUCCAGCACCAGGCGUCCGUUGCCUCCGUCACACCGAGACUUACGUCACCUAAGACUCAACACGGAGUCCACCACCGACUUGUCUAUGGAAGGUUACAACUUCUCCGACGAUGACGAUGACAAUACUCAGUCAUGCAGCGACACCGAGGCGUCCUUCUUUAUACCACACCACAGAAAACCUGAGUCAAGUGACAGAGAAGUUAAAGAAAAUAGCUCGUUGUGCGACGACAUCCAGAGACCUAUUAGCAAUUUACUUCGGUCUAGCUGCGUCUUGGAGGAGACGAAGUACCCAAGGGCUCAGCGAAGACUGACUGAGGAGGAACGGAGCCAAAAUGAUAAAAAGAGUUCAACAAGUACCCUGAAAUGUCCCGACCAGAACACCGUGUCUUCCUCAACGUCCAACACCUCCACCUCCGUCGCCUCGAGUAUGAACCCUCUGGCCGCGGAGGAUUUGGAGACAUCCUCGACGAGGAGGGCGAGCUGCCGCUCCUCUUUGUCACAGGACAGCCUCGAGGAGCAGUUUGAGAGGACACUGAACAUGAUCGCUCAAGGCGGCUCAAACUCCCUUGACUCUGACUACUUGUCUGCGUCCGCCUAUAACUGAGUAACAAAGACUGAGUAUAACAUCUGAGUCAGGAACACUGUGUGAGUCAUAAACUCUUAUUGUGUGAGUCAGGAACACUGUGUGAGUCAUAAACUCUUAUUGUGUGAGUCAGGAACACUGUGUGAGUCAUAAACUCUUAUUGUGUGAGUCAGGAAUACUGUGUGAGUCAUAAACUCACUGUGUGAGUCAGGAACGUUCAGUACAUAAACUGUGGGUGUCAUAUGCCAGCAGUGUUACUGCUUCGUGUAAGAGGAACUUUUGUCAAUAGCCAUUGUUGUCAUGAAGGACAAUGGCUGUUGUUGUCACGGUAUAAAGUUAACAAUGAAUAAUGGAUAUCCGGGUAAAUAUUAAAUAUUGACCUCGAGCAAUAAGUAUGAAUAACGUGUUCUCCAGCUCCUGAGGCUCCAUGCACCUGUGUCAACGGCCUCACUCUAACAAUCUAAUGUCUCCCGAGUGAAUGAACAACUACACAAAGAAAAUAAACAGAAAUUAGUAAACUACAUAGAAAUUCUAUAAUGAUCUCAUGAAAACAGUUUAUUAUAGAAAAUCCACCUUGAAGUUGUUCAUGAAAAUAAGAGAAAUUGUGUCAGGAGAUUUCUCAAGCUACAGGUAUAAACACACUAUAAGUGGUGUCAGCUUAGAGAUGAACAUAGUGAUAAUAGGAACACCUGUGCUGACUGAGGCAGAUGUUCCCACAGUAUCACCGGCUCUACCUCUCUCCCUAAGGCCAACAAAACCACCAAAGUGAUGCAAAAAAAAAAGAAAAAGAGAAUAUAGAAAUAAUACAUAAACUGAGAUAUACUUCCUAAACACUACAACUUCACUUAACAUAAAUACAUCAGCUCUACCUAGUCUCUAUAACCAUAACAACCAAUACAGUUUAUGAGAUUAAUGACCAAUUAACUAUCAACAAACAAGUAAUAUCCACACGUUAUGACAAUUGUUAAAGGAUACUAAGAAUAGGUAGAGUUUUGUUAAUGAAUAUGUCAGUUAAUGUGUUUAAUGCUUGACAACAGCCUGGAGGGAGAAUGAGGUGGAGAGACAGUUGGUCAUGCAUGUAUCCGCUCCUCUGUUUUGGUUUGGCUGGACUUCCUGCACACACACACUCCCUCAGUCUGUGUGUGUGUGUGUGUGUGUUCAGGCUGCUUCAAGGUCAACCCGUCAUUGCUACGUGUAAAUAAUGUGUGGCGAUAAGUGGAACUAAAUCUCUUAUAUUUGGCUGAGUCAAAAGGCAAAAUCUCU